Symsagittifera roscoffensis is the source of this 3187-nucleotide messenger RNA. Its product is annotated as E3 ubiquitin-protein ligase TRIM23-like. NCBI's taxonomy places the organism in Eukaryota, Metazoa, Xenacoelomorpha, Acoela, Convolutidae. Gene Ontology annotation, biological process: vesicle-mediated transport; intracellular protein transport. The transcript is spliced from 9 exons. Bases 109 to 2601 code for a protein of 830 amino acids. Gene Ontology annotation, cellular component: lysosomal membrane; cytoplasm; plasma membrane. Gene Ontology annotation, molecular function: GTPase activity; zinc ion binding; GTP binding. The record is from RefSeq and is a predicted model, not a curated record.
GAAAAAGUGUGCUGCGUCAAAUAAGGAGAAUGAAAUGAACAUGAUUGACAUUAACCACUGAUUGACAAGGAAAUCAUUGUAGUGAAAAUUUUGAAAGCGAGAUCGAAGAUGUCGAAUUCAGCGUCGCCUCGGUGCAAAGUUUGUGAAAACGGCUUUUCUUCCUCCGGAGAAAGAGUGCCUAGACUGCUGCUGUGUGGACACACUCUUUGUACAAGUUGCCUCUCCAGACUGUUGUCGAGUGAGGACAAUGGAACCUCCUCAAACAACAUCAUCUGCCCUUUCGAUCGUAGCUCAACUUUUGUCCCUCCCGCUGGUGUGGCUGAACUCAACAAAAAUUUCUCUCUUCUCGAAGUUCUUGAUUCUUCUCAAAUAGAGGGACGAGGGAAUGCUUCGAAUUGCACUGUCGAUUCAAAUUUUUCGAGCGCUCGUUUGAGAGCCCACUCUGAGUCAGUUGUUUCUCCUCAGCUCAGUCCUAAUAGUGUUGCAAUUAACCGGAAGUGCGAUGAGAACGAACUUCAUGUGGCAACACUGUAUUGCUUGACUUGUGCAACUAAUUUAUGUCAGCAGUGCUCAGAAAUCAUUCAUUCUACCAAUACACUGUCAAAGCAUAAGCGAAUUCCGAUCUGCGAAGCUCCGACACGCCAGAGACCCCAGUGCAGGUUACAUCCGGGACACCCUGUAGAGCUAGUAUGCCUGGAACCGGCAUGCCAGAUACCCACCUCAAUUCCCCCGAACUCCUCGACUCAGUCCUCGUCGUCUCAAAUGAUCUCGCAGUUCCAGCUUCCAAUGAUGUGCUAUCUUUGUAGAGAUUUCAGUUCCCACAAAGGUCAUAAGUUCAACCUAUUGAUCCAUGAAGCAGAUUCGAUCAAGUCGUUGUUGACCAGCUGCCUGAAUAUCAUUAACAACUUCUCAGACGACGUGACCAUUUACAUACGAAAGUUGAACGCCUGUAUGCAGCUUAUAGAAGGAACCUCUACUAGAUCCCCAUCGUCGACAGGAAGUUCUAUGAGUGUUUUGGGAUCUGAUUUAAAUGCGAAUGCAGCGGGAGUCACAACGGGGCCUAAUGGACAAUUGACGAACGUGAGGGGAACAGCGCUAGUUGCCAGACAACAGGUGCAUGAUUAUUUUGAGGAUUUACGGCAUAAUCUAAGGCGCCAAGAGGAAGUGGCUCUAUCUGUAGUGAACACGUAUGUGAGGGAGAAGAAGCUAGCACUACAGCAGAGCAUGCAGACUCUGACCAUGAUUCUCUCUCAGCUGACCUCCACUGAGACUGACCUGAAGAGGCAGUCGACAUUGGGCGAUGUCGACCUAAUUGUGCGCAGGUCGGAAAUCAGUCGUCUUGUAGACGCAGCUCAAUGGCAACAGUCUCAACUGCAGGAGCUUCUUAGCAGUGGCGGAUCAUCUAGUUCCAAUUCUUACGGCACCAGUGGGUCCAACGGGGCAAAUAGUGGAGGUGGAAAUGGAGCUGUUGUGAAUGUGUCAUCAUGUGAUCCCAGUGUGCCCAUCACAUUCACCAGGGACAAUAGGGUCCACAUAGGUCCGAAGAUAGAGAUGCGUCUGGUGAUGUUGGGUCUGAACAAUGCAGGCAAGACAUCCAUCCUGUUCAAAUUGAAGCAGAACGAGUUCGUGCCCACUACUCUGCCCACCAUCGGCUUCAACGUUGAGACUGUGGAGUACAAGAACCUGCAGUUCAACAUCUGGGAUGUGGGCGGAGACCCGAAGUUGAGGCCACUGUGGAAACACUACUAUCUCAACACACAGGCUCUAAUAUUCGUAGUAGACAGCUCAGAUCAGUCUCGUCUCUCGGAAGCACAGAGUGAGCUGUCUCGACUCAUGUUGGAGAAAGAUCUAAGGAGCGCCAUCUUGCUAGUGCUGGCUAGCAAACAGGACUCACGAGACGCAAUAGGGGUUGAGAUUCUAACCAAUGAGUUGAACCUACACAAGAUCUGUUGUGGUAGAAAGUGGCAUAUCCAGGCAUGUGAUGCGCAAACCGGAGUUGGUUUGGAAGAUGGUCUAGACUGGCUCUCUAGGCAACUUGUGUGGGCCGGAGUGGUAGAUGUUUGUCCCCAGGCGCCUACAACGUCAUCAGCUAUUGAAGCCGGACCUUCAAAUGCAAGAUCUUUGAACCAAGACGCAUCAUCUCGCUAUGCCAUUCAACACACCUCCCUCUCGGCCAAUCAGAAUGCGGCUUUCACGAAUCAAGAAGACUCUUUCACUCACCGAGGAGGAAUGCAUUUAUAUCGGAACUCAUCGAACUCCCAAUUUACAAGAGGCGCUCCGGACUCAGGCCAAGAUCAAAGACGUGUUUUGGGAAGCGGCGAUCAAGUAGGAGUGCAACCUCACGCGGGAGGAGGGGGCGAUUUGGCAUCUGCAGCUUCUCAGAGUCAAGUUUAUUAUUCGUCAAUGGCAACUACUGAUUUAUUACGAAGAGGAGGAAAUCAAGUCACAUUCAACUUCCAGGAUCAAGAUUAUGAUUUGAAUUCGCGUAGGUGGGUGACAGGAGACCCACUGGUACAACUCGAAUACUCAUCGCUGAUUGGUCGAGGUCAUAAUCAAUCACAGCAACAGUACAACCAAAAUAUGAACUUGAACUCAAACUGAAAAAUUGAUAAACAUUUUGCGCUGCAAAGCAAAGGUGUUAAAACUAUUUUAAAUAGUUUCUGCUCUAGUUUAGAAGGAGUAUUAAGUAGAUUACGUACAAGAAAAGAUAUAUUUCACAGUUGAUGCAGUAUCUGUCAACAAGCGUAAGCAACAUUAUUUAUAGUAGAUUAUAGUUGGGAGAGCUUUUAGAAAUUGAUGUUUAUUGUGCGUUUCAAAAACAUGACAAUAACUGGCAAUAAAAACAUGGCAAGGCACUCAAAAUAGUGAAUGGACUAUUAUUAAGUCAGAUACAAAAUUGCUUAUCAGUGUAUAAACUUUAUAUAAAUGUUUGAAAAACCAGUAUUUGUUUCGGUUUUUCUUAAGGUGACAAUCUUCAGGAGUUCAGUUGACACUAUUUAUACACAUUUAUACAAGUAAUCAGCGGAGUGCCACAGGGAUCUUUACUUGGGUCUCUUUUGUUCGUCAUUUACAUAAAUGAUCUACUGUCUCUAAUUGAAAGUACUAGUGCUACUUGUAAACUAUUUGCGGAUGAUCUAAAGGCUUGUAAUAGUGCAAGACAGAGUCUUCACUGCACUCUGGAUAAGUU